GACCAUCUAGUCUAGAUCUAUUUUCUUGCAAAUUUUCAUUAAAUUGUGGGUAGACGUCUAGACGAAGAGCCACAAAACCAAGCGAAUUUGUGAAACCAAUUCAGUUUUUUUCAACAAAGUCGAAAAUUUUGAAACUUCAAGCGGGAAGCAACGGUAACAAUAUCAUAAAUUGCUUCAAUUCUCUCUCUCGUCCAUUGUUGUCGGAAGCCAUGAGAACCAAGCACCCUGCUGCUAAGAAAUCAAGCAGCAAAAGCCCUCGUUCAAAGGCUCCUUCAACUCCCUCAAAAUCUAAUCAAUCAAAAUCUACUCCAAUACGCUCGCCGAAAAGCAAAUCAGGCAGAAAGAGUGUUGCUGCUCCUCGAAUUAAGAAGCCGUACCGUCAUCGUCCAGGCACCGUUGCACUCCGGGAAAUUCGUAAAUACCAGAAGUCUGUCGACCUGUUGAUUCCUUCUGCGCCUUUCGUACGAACAGUGAAAGAGAUUUCUCACCAGUUCUCCCCUAUGGUUACUCGUUGGAAGGUUGAAGCUAUGAAGGCCCUUCAACAGGCUGCAGAGGAUUUCAUUGUUUGUUUGUUUGAAGAUGCCAUGCUUUGUGCUUUUCAUGCGAAACGAGUUACACUCAUGAAAAAAGAUAUAGAACUAGCGCGGAGGAUUGGAGGGAGAGAAAGGCGCUGGUGACUGAACAAGGCAAGGCAAGGCAAGGCAAGGCAAGGCAGAUAACUCAUUUUAUAGGCCUAACAAUUGUAUGAACUGUUGAUUGCAUCUGUGUAUAUACUGCUGAAUUCUGAAGUCUGGUGUAUUAUCCAAAACCUGAGCAACUCGAGAUAAGCUAGCACUCCAAUGUUAUAGAAGUAGGGAGUACAAUUUAUGUUAUGUAGCUAAGAAUACUUGUUUGACUGAUAAAUAUUAGAAGUAGGGAGUACAAUUUAUGUUAUGUAGCUAAGAAUACUUGUUUGACUGAUAAAUAUUGACCAACGUCCUGAAAAUGAUUUACUUAGUUUUCUCUUCUAA
Messenger RNA from Spinacia oleracea (spinach), 1010 nucleotides. Its product is annotated as histone H3. The transcript has 7 exons. The record is from RefSeq and is a predicted model, not a curated record. Gene Ontology annotation, molecular function: DNA binding; protein heterodimerization activity; structural constituent of chromatin. Gene Ontology annotation, cellular component: nucleosome. Lineage: Eukaryota; Viridiplantae; Streptophyta; Magnoliopsida; Caryophyllales; Amaranthaceae. Bases 210 to 677 code for a protein of 155 amino acids.